Pipistrellus nathusii (Nathusius's pipistrelle) is the source of this 171-nucleotide messenger RNA. The record is from the annotation of a GenBank genome assembly. NCBI's taxonomy places the organism in Eukaryota, Metazoa, Chordata, Mammalia, Chiroptera, Vespertilionidae.
AUGGCGGACGUGUCCGAGAGGAAGCUGCAGCUGUCCGUGCUGCUGGCCUUCGCCUCCGGGGUGCUCGUGGGCUGGCAGGCGAACCGGCUGCGGAGGCGCUACCUGGACUGGAGGAAGCGGAGGCUGCAGGACCAGCUGGCGGUGAUGCAGAAGAAACUGGACCUGGCCUGA